Amphimedon queenslandica is the source of this 1332-nucleotide messenger RNA. Its product is annotated as propionyl-CoA carboxylase beta chain, mitochondrial-like. The record is from RefSeq and is a predicted model, not a curated record. The transcript has 6 exons. Gene Ontology annotation, cellular component: mitochondrion. NCBI's taxonomy places the organism in Eukaryota, Metazoa, Porifera, Demospongiae, Haplosclerida, Niphatidae. The coding region runs from base 68 to 403 and encodes 111 amino acids. Gene Ontology annotation, molecular function: propionyl-CoA carboxylase activity.
AAUUAAUGGACGUCCUGUCUUUGUAUUUAGUCAAGAUUUCACGGUAUUUGGUGGUAGUCUAUCAAGUAUGCAUGCUCGUAAGAUAUGUAAGAUAAUGGAUAAGGCAGUAUCAGUAGGUGCUCCCAUUAUUGGUCUCAAUGACUCAGGGGGAGCCAGGAUACAAGAAGGAGUGGACUCACUAGCUGGAUACGCUGAUAUAUUCCUACGUAAUGUGAUGUCAUCAGGAGUAGUCCCACAGAUAUCAUUAAUAAUGGGACCCUGUGCAGAUUGUUUGGAUAUUAAUGCAUCAGUUAAAGGUGCUCGGUUCGUUAGGUUCUGUGAUGCUUUUUGUAUUCCACUGAUAACCCUUGUUGAUGUACUGGGAUUUCUACCAGUUAAUGUCAUGAAUAUCAUGUGCUGCUGACAGACGUUAAUAUACCAUCAUGAGAUCUAUUCUAGGUGAUAUUUCUUCUCUAGGAGCAAGCCUAGGUUAACAAAGCAGAUAUGCAAUCUUCAAACAUGAUUUUUUCAGUGACUGCUUCUAACUAUAAGCAAGAUAACUUUAAUUUAAGCAAGAUGACUACAAGAUACUGAAUUUAGACAUGUGCAAUUGCUUUGCUAGCUCUGACAUGUAUAUCAUACAGCACAUAAUCUAUAGCUUGCUUAGGCUCGUUAUAAUUUAACACAUUAAUCAGCUCAGGCUCGCCCCCUUAAUGCCUUGCAUUUUCCCUAGUCUAUACACAAUAUCAAUGAUACAGUAUUGGUCAUUCAUUGUAACUAAAUCAAUUAAUGUUUAACAUAAUGUCACCUCCUCCACAUUAUAAUGAGACACACAUUAACUGAUCAAUCAUUAGCUGAUACUAAUGGGCUAAUGUUCAUAUACUGUAUAUUACAUACAGUCACUAGUCAAUAGUGUCUGCUGGAGUAGAGGAGGAGGUGUCUGUUAUAAGGAGUGUAUCUGUUAAUAGUAUCACAUUGUACUAAUAAUAGUGAUAAUAGUAUUUAAUAAUAAUUGUUUUUAAUAGUUGUUUGUCGUUCCCAAACUGUUUGUCUCCUCCCACUACUGUCACUAGUAAUGUUAUCAUAUCUACAAUGAGACACAGGAUAUAUUAUAAUAAUGAUUUGUUAUUAUUUCAUAAUUUCCCAUCGUACAGCAACAGCUAGUGUAGAAACCACUCAAUCAUUAGUUAAUGACAUAUUAAUAAAUGAUUUAAUAAUAAUAAUAAUAAUAGCAAAGCUAAUUGUUGAAAUAUUGUACAGUAUUAUAGACGGUGGUCAAUGAAAAAUUUAAUAUAAGAGAGGGAAAGGGAAAGUUUCAGGGGAGGGGGAAGAUAGUUCCAUUGAUUAAUUGCA